Messenger RNA from Periconia digitata, 883 nucleotides. The record is from the annotation of a GenBank genome assembly. NCBI's taxonomy places the organism in Eukaryota, Fungi, Ascomycota, Dothideomycetes, Pleosporales, Periconiaceae.
CCGCACCAUGCCGCCUGUCGGUAACGAGUAUGCUGCCCAGCAGUUGAAAACUCAGGGCAACAAGCACUUCAAAGAGGGCGAGUACGAGCAAGCAGAGACUCUAUACGGCCAGGCUAUACAGAAGAACAGCUCUAACCCUUUACUCUUCACCAACCGCGCAAAUGCGCGCCUCAAGUUGGAGAAAUGGGAAGGUGUGAUAGACGAUUGCAUACGCAGUAUCGAGAUCUUGAAGGAUAAUAUGAAGGCGUUUUUCUACUUAGCCCAGGCUCAGCUCUCCAUCAACCACCCCAACGAAGCGCUGUCUUCGGCCCUCAUGGCGUAUGAGCUCUGCACGAGCUCGUCGCAGCAGACCUCGAAUGCAGCCACAAUAUCCGCACUCGUCCUCAAGUGCAAGAAGGCGAAAUGGGAUAUCCGCGAGAGGGAACGGAUAAGGCGACGUGACGACUUGCUGUGCGACCUCGAAGCCAUUCUCGAAACGCAGUGGAAAAAAGACCAAGAAGACGUCGAAGCCAAGAUUGAAAACGGCGAGAUUGGCCGUGUCGAGGGCCAAGAAGAAAAGGCCGAACGACGCACCGAAUGGGAGAAGAAGAAGUCGGACCUGCGAACCGCUUUUUUUCUUUCCGACCCUCAGAAUCUGGAAAAACGCGAGGUCCCGGAUUAUCUUGUCGACGGGAUCACGUUUGAAAUCAUGCAUGACCCUGUCGUGACCAAGAACGGGCGGAGUUAUGAGAGGGCGACGUUGAUUGAGCAUCUGAAGCGAAACCCAACCGACCCCUUGACGAGAGAGCCUUUGACGAUCAACGAACUUCGACCCAACAUUGCGCUCAAGGAAGCGUGCACCGAGUUCAUGGAGAAGAACGAAGGCUGGGUCUACGAAUGGUAG